Messenger RNA from Carassius carassius (crucian carp), 1593 nucleotides. RefSeq names its product amidophosphoribosyltransferase-like. The record is from RefSeq and is a predicted model, not a curated record. NCBI's taxonomy places the organism in Eukaryota, Metazoa, Chordata, Actinopteri, Cypriniformes, Cyprinidae. Gene Ontology annotation, molecular function: amidophosphoribosyltransferase activity. The transcript has 12 exons. Gene Ontology annotation, biological process: purine nucleotide biosynthetic process; purine nucleobase biosynthetic process. Bases 141 to 1532 code for a protein of 463 amino acids.
GUUCGGCUGCGUGUCUGCGGGGGAAUGGCCAACACAACUGGAGGUCGCGCAGAUUUUGACACUUGGACUUGUUGCUUUGCAGCACAGCAUUUUAAUGUGUCCCUGCUGAAUAAACUAAUUGACAACACAUUUUGAUUGGUAUGUAUAAGAGUGCUGGGAUUGUCAUCAGUACUGGAAAAAACCCACCAACAUACACCACCCUAAAGGGCAUGGGUUUAGUGAAUACAGCUUUUAAAGCAGAGGAUUUACUGAAACUGCGCAAUGGUAACCUAGGCAUCGGACACACACGUUACUCCACCACGGGCAUCUCAGAGCUGCAGAACUGCCAGCCUUUUAUGGUAGACACUCUGCAUGGCAAGAUUGCAGUAGCACACAAUGGGGAACUGGUCAAUGCCUCUGCACUGCGCAAGAAGGUUAUGCGCCAUGGCGUUGGCCUCUCCACCAGCUCAGACAGUGAAAUUAUUACCCAGCUCCUAGCUUUGACUCCACCCAUGGAGGAGCUAGACACUCCUGAUUGGGUGGCUCGUAUAAAGAAUCUGAUGACUGAGACGCCUACUUCGUACUCACUGCUAGUGAUGUAUAAAGAUGAGAUCUAUGCAGUGAGAGACCCCUAUGGAAACAGGCCUCUUUCUAUUGGACGUCUAGUGCCCAUCUCCAGACUGCACAGCUCAGGUGCUGAAGAAACAGACACUGAAGGCUGGGUGGUCUCUUCUGAGUCCUGCAGCUUCCAGUCCAUUGGAGCAAAGUAUUAUCGUGAAGUACAGCCCGGAGAGAUCAUCCAGAUCUCUAAAAAUGGAGUGAAGAGCCUGAGUGUUGUCCCACGGCCAGAGGGAGACCCUCCUGCCUUCUGCAUAUUUGAGUAUGUUUACUUCGCCAGGCCAGACUCCAUAUUUGAAGGUCAGAUGGUAUAUACAGUGAGGCAGCGCUGUGGACAGCAGUUGGCCAUUGAGGCUCCCACUGAUGCUGAUGUAGUGAGCACUGUUCCAGAAUCAGCCACACCUGCAGCAUUAGGAUAUGCACAACAAUCUGGCCUUCCAUAUGUAGAGGUGCUGUGUAAGAACCGCUAUGUGGGCAGAACAUUCAUUCAACCAAACACUCGCCUACGUCAGCUUGGAGUUGCCAAGAAGUUUGGGGCGUUAACUGAUAACUUUGCUGGUAAACGAGUGGUGCUUAUUGAUGAUUCGAUUGUGAGGGGCAACACCAUCUCCCCUAUUAUUAAACUGCUGAAGGAAGCGGGUGCCACAGAGGUCCACAUUCGAGUUGCAUCACCUCCAAUCCGGUUCCCUUGCUACAUGGGCAUUAACAUUCCUACCAAAGAGGAGCUAAUUGCUAACAAACCAGAGUUUGAGGAUAUAGCAGGUUAUAUUGGUGCUACAAGUGUCCGUUAUUUGUCAGUUGAAGGCCUGGUAUCUGCUGUUCAGAGUGGGAUGGAGUCACAUGGGAAAGAUGAGAGGAUCAGCACGAAGACUACUAGAUUUGGUCUUUGCACAGCCUGCCUCACUGGAAAAUACCCAGUGGAGCUGGAGUGGUGAAUUUCGUCCCUCCGAACUGAUAUUCACAUGUCAUUUCUGUAUAGAAUAGGUUUUUUUUUUU